Archocentrus centrarchus (flier cichlid) is the source of this 2126-nucleotide messenger RNA. RefSeq names its product thrombomodulin-like. Gene Ontology annotation, cellular component: membrane. The record is from RefSeq and is a predicted model, not a curated record. The transcript has a single exon. The coding region runs from base 199 to 1833 and encodes 544 amino acids. Gene Ontology annotation, molecular function: calcium ion binding; transmembrane signaling receptor activity. Lineage: Eukaryota; Metazoa; Chordata; Actinopteri; Cichliformes; Cichlidae.
AUGUGGUCUCCCUCGCUCAGAGUGAUGAGGGACAUCGUAAGGCGCAGCAACCUGAUUAAGAGCGACUUCCUUCCUCCGUCGGGACACUGACAUGGAGUUGAUGGUUUAUAAAUGUGAGCGAAAUAGUUCCUCAAGCAAACAGGCCCAUAGACUGCUGGGACACGCAAGAACUUAGAGGAGCACAGCCGACGUUCAAACAUGAAUCAUGUCAUGGGGUUAUUUGUCCUCCUGCUGGCUUCGCUGCUGGAAGGAGUCGGCAGCGUUGCACCGAGUAGCGGAUACUGCAUUGAUAACCAGUGUUUCACUGUGUUCAGAGACCCGAGCGAUUUCAACACAGCGCGAGAACAAUGUAGAGACCAAGGUGGUCACUUAAUGACUGUGCGCUCAUCUGUAGCACACGAUGUACUUUCUGUUCUGCUGGGAAACUUUACGGGGAACUUCUGGAUCGGUUUACAUCUACCACUCGGCUGUCCAGACCCUGCUGCCAAGCUGAAGGGCUAUGAGUGGGUAACCAAAGACAGAGAAAGCGACUUUUCCAACUGGCUGUCAAGCUUUGACAGCAGCUGCUCUUCCUACCGCUGCGUCUCAGUUUCCCCAAUGGGUGACUUUAAAUGGAGCCAGAAAACAUGCUUGGAUCAAGCGGCUGGCUUUCUCUGUGAGCACGCCUUCAGUGACAUGUGCAAAAGUCUAGAAGAGUCACCAGGCGAGUCUGUCACUUACACGACUGCUCUUCAUUUCACGGGUUACGAUUUGCUGUCUGUGCCUCCUGGAACCACCGCUCUCCGUACGCCAUCCGAGACCAAAUAUCUGUGCUACGAAGAGAAAUGGCAGCCGGCGCCGUGGAAUUGCGAGAUACUCAAAGGCGGGUGUGAGUAUAAAUGCGCAGCGCCUCCCAGUAGCGCGCCUUCCUGCUACUGCCCACCUGGACAGACUAUUAAUCCCGUAAAUAAAGUGACCUGCGAAACGCACCACACGGGCGACCCGUGCCUGGCGCUGAGCUGCCAGCAUGCCUGUUACCAGAAUGGAGGCUCCUUUGCAUGCACGUGCGACCAAGGCUUUCAGUUGGCGGAGGACGGCAAGUCGUGCGUGGACUUCAAUGACUGCAGUGACCCGCGGCAGUGUCCCGGGGACAACUUUGAGUGUGUCAACAAACUCGGCGGGUUCGACUGCGUCUGCAAGAAUGGAUACGAGAUGCGCGGCGGCCUGUGCGUCGACAGGAACGAGUGCGCGUCUGGUCCGUGUGAGCACGAGUGCCAAAACACCCCUGGUAGCUACAGGUGCUUGUGUUAUUCUGGAUAUCAAAAUGACCCAUUGUCACCGAAUAAGUGUAAACUUUUCUGCGGGAAGGAGGAAUGCCCUGCGGAGUGCGACCCGAAUAAUAAGUUCCAGUGUUACUGUCCUGAGGGUUACAUAUCAGAGGAGAGGGGCGAAAGUACGGUCUGCAUAGACAUGGACGAGUGUACCGACUCCCUCUGUGAUGAGCAUUGUACAAACACUUUCGGGAGCUACAUGUGCUACUGCUCUCCAGGAUAUACGCUAGUUGACGAUUACAAGUGCGUAAAAAACGAGGAUGAUUACACAGAAGGCUCUGGAGUGACCACAAACAUCCCCACAAUAGAAUAUGUACCAUACCCAGGUCCUACCAGGCAGCCUUCGGGGGUGCCGCCGGGGGCUUUGGCGGCAAUAAUAAUUUUCACUGUGGUUUUUAUCGUGCUGGUGGUCUUUCUGGCUGAUCGCAUCCUCAACCGCAGGAGGAAGACGAGGAGCAGCGGUGCGCUCAAAGCUGCGGAGGGCGAAGGUCAAGGCUUACAUCCCGUGAACAGUGAAAGCUGAGCUUCGCAGAGACGGUUUAAGCGUGACAUGUGAAUGUGAAGUGACGGUUUUUGGAAGGUUGCAGUUUCCAAAAACUAUAAGAAAAAAAAAAUCAAGGAAUAUGAUCACCUCUCAGAAGGGAAGGUCACUACGAGUCCACAGUAGGACAGAAAAAUGAUACAAAUAGCACAGUUUUCUUCGAGUAAGGACAUUCCCUACGUUUCAUUUACUAUUCAAAGACAGAUGCCAUGUAAUGACAAAGGACUUUGCGGUUUUUGAAAUUCUAAGCUAUUAAUAAAUAAUAAAUAAAUAAA